AAAUUAUUCAGUUAACAGUUGCGGGUUGGUUGAGACAUACAAGCCCCGGCAAGAGUUAAGUUAAGUGUCGCCAGUCUAGAAGUUAAAACAAAGUGCAAAAUGAAAUCCAUGCUCAUUUUUGGCCUGGUGGCUAUGUGCGCGCUGUUGGCCAGCGCCGAGGAGGCCGAAAAGAAAGUAGAGGCUGCAGUUGCUGCUGAAGCGCCUGAGAAGAAGCAGGAGAAGCGCGGCAUUGCCUAUUCGGGCUAUGGCUAUGGUGGCUCAAGCUACGGUGUCUCCGGUCUGGGCGGUGGUGCGAUUCUGGGCGGUGGUGCAAUUUUAAGCAGCGGACCCGCUGCCGUUGUCCAGCAGCUGCCCACACAGGUGCGCACCAACACCGUUGUGCGUACCGUGCAGGUGCCUUAUCAGGUGGAGCGUCGUGUGCCCUAUCCCGUUGAGAAGACCGUCACCUAUCCCGUCAAGGUGCCCGUGCCACAGCCCUACCCCGUCGAGAAGGUCGUCCAAUACCCAGUGAAGGAGAUCGUCAAGGUGCCCGUCCAUGUGCCACAGCCCUACCCCGUCGAGAAGGUCGUCAAGGUGCCCGUCAAGAUCCCCGUCGAUCGCCCCUACACCGUCCAUGUGCCCAAGCCAUACCCCGUGCCCGUCGAGAAGCCAGUCCCCUACACCGUUGAGAAGCGCGUCAUCCAGAAGGUGCCCGUCCAUGUCGAUCGCCCAGUGCCCUAUGAGGUGAAAGUGCCCGUCAACGUGCACGUUGAGAGCCACGUGAAGCCCGCCAUCACCGUCACCCACACCGUCACCAGAACCGAGGGCCAACCCAUCGUCAGCGCACCAAUUGCCUACGGUAGCGGCUCAGGCAUUGGUAUCUCCGGACCUGGCAUUGCUGUCGGCUCCGGUCAUGGUAUCAUCUCCACCGGACAUGGCAUCUCCGGAUAUGGCGUCACCGGACACGGUGUCGUCUCCGGACACGGCGGCUACCUCCACAAAAAGUAGAUCAAUUUUAAUACUAACGAGGGCCACAUCCGCUUCUGACAUCGGGUAAUAGGCGUAUGGCAACCAACAUCAAACAAUACUUUAUCAUACGAAGAACAACCAUAAGAAAAAGAUAACCUAACUGGAACUAUCCCAAAAAACGAAAAAAGAAACCCGCGACCCGCGACCCGCAACCCUCAAAGUACGACUUACACUUUAGUUUUAGUUUGUGAUACCAACCGAAAUUCUAGGAGGAAAGCAACAAACAGCGUGUUCAACGGGAAGAUCAUCAAAUGCGGCAAUUCGCUGAGUGUUUUCCUAAACGGAACACUCUGGAAACUUGCCAGCCCCUCCCUCCCCCUUCAAUGGAAGGAGAAACAAACAUCAAGUCGCAUUCGGUUGUCCUGCUUGUCUCUAUGUUAGUUGUGUCACCAUCUUCCUCUUAUGUACAGUUCUUUCUAGACAGAAAACUAAACAAAAACA
Messenger RNA from Drosophila arizonae, 1449 nucleotides. RefSeq names its product cuticle protein vajk2 (gene Vajk2). The record is from RefSeq and is a predicted model, not a curated record. Lineage: Eukaryota; Metazoa; Arthropoda; Insecta; Diptera; Drosophilidae.